AUGACCAGUGAACAAUCAAAACGUGUUCUAGUUACCGGUGGUACUGGUCUUGUUGGCUCAGCAAUAAAAUAUGUUGCUGAAAAUGAAUCGGAUCAAAAAAAACAAAAUGAAGAAUAUUUCUUUAUAUCAUCAAGCGAAUGUGAUCUUCGAAAUCGUGAACAAACCGAAGCAUUAUUUAAAAAAUAUCAACCAACUCAUGUUAUCCAUUUAGCUGCACUUGUUGGCGGUCUCUUUCGAAAUUUAAGUCGGAAUCUUGAUUUUUUCCAAGAUAAUAUGCAUAUUAAUGAUAAUGUCUUAUCUGUUGCCUAUGAAACAGGUGUUAAGAAGGUUAUAUCUUGUUUAUCAACUUGUAUUUUUCCUGAUAAAACAACUUAUCCAAUAGAUGAAACAAUGAUUCAUAAUGGUGCACCACAUGAUUCUAAUUUUGGUUAUUCAUAUGCUAAACGAAUGAUUGAUGUUUUAAAUAAAGGUUAUGCAGUUCAACAUAAUGUUCAUUAUACAUCAAUCAUUCCAACAAACGUUUUUGGACCAAAUGAUAAUUUUAAUAUUGAAGAUGGUCAUGUUUUACCAGGUCUUAUUCAUAAAUGUUAUUUAGCAAAAAAAAAUAAUACACCAUUAGUUAUUUGGGGUUCAGGAAAACCAUUAAGACAAUUUAUUUAUUCAUAUGAUCUUGCAAGACUUUGUUUAUGGGUAUUACGAGAAUAUGAUAGUAUUGAACCAAUUAUAUUAUCAGGUUAA
Rotaria sp. Silwood2 is the source of this 738-nucleotide messenger RNA. Lineage: Eukaryota; Metazoa; Rotifera; Eurotatoria; Philodinida; Philodinidae. The record is from the annotation of a GenBank genome assembly.